AUGCCACCACCACUUGUGCUUGAAUUCAAUGGAGAAUUGCUCAAUGCAUUUGAGGAGGAGUUUGGUGAACUACGUGCAUGGAAAGAUUAUCCUUACAAGGUGACAAACCCUGAUUCUUGGGAGUAUAUUUGGGGGCUACUUCCAAGAGACGUUGUUACAAACAUAUCCCGAAGUGUUGUCAAACUUACUUCAUUCAAUGGAAGUGUGAGGUGUUUUGCAUGCACAGGCUUGCUUAUAAAGUGGCCUGGAACUAAAGGCAUGCGCCCUGUCGUUCUCACUUCGGCCAGUUUGGUUAGAGGUCCUGAUGUUCACUCUGAUAUUGAUAAAAACUUAACGAUUCACGUGUUUCUUCCACCAGGACAACAUUCCAAGGGGACAUUAAUAUACUACCAUUUAGGCAUUAAUCUUGCUAUCGUCAGUCUUGAUAAGGGUAUCCAUGGCAUUCGGCCAGUUGAUCUUUGCCGUGAAGAGGAUUUAUUUAAACCAGUAGUAGCUAUAGGGCGUCAAAUUGAAGAAGGAUUCUUAAUGGCAACAAAGGGGGAAGUUCGUUGCGUGCUUAGGUCAGAUUAUGGAUUCUCCACUUGCAAAAUCAAUAAGGCUGGGAUUGGAGGGCCCCUUAUUAAUUUUGAUGGGGCUUUUGUUGGCAUGAAUCACUAUGAUGGAAAAGAAGCUUGUUUUCUUCGUAGGCAUAAGAUUGUCGAAAUUCUAAAGAAAGAGAUCAAUAGGCGAGUACAAAGUGGAUCUAUGGGCAUGCUUCAUGGAGUGGGACCUAAUGAGCAUACCCGGUGGCCAGUGCCCCAGCCAUACUGGCGCCAUGAUCUACUUGAUGUCGAUUUGUAUGAGCUACCCCCGCAUAUUGGAAGAACACUCAUGUAGAAUUUCUGCUGCUGGUGCCUAU
Lolium rigidum is the source of this 898-nucleotide messenger RNA. RefSeq lists its product as uncharacterized. The coding region runs from base 1 to 876 and encodes 291 amino acids. The record is from RefSeq and is a predicted model, not a curated record. The transcript is spliced from 7 exons. Lineage: Eukaryota; Viridiplantae; Streptophyta; Magnoliopsida; Poales; Poaceae.